Messenger RNA from Phascolarctos cinereus (koala), 9932 nucleotides. It is a transcript of the gene RAD54L2, whose product is annotated as RAD54 like 2. The record is from RefSeq and is a predicted model, not a curated record. Gene Ontology annotation, cellular component: nucleus. Lineage: Eukaryota; Metazoa; Chordata; Mammalia; Diprotodontia; Phascolarctidae. Gene Ontology annotation, molecular function: ATP hydrolysis activity; ATP binding.
CUGCACAAACAGGUGCAGAAGGGCAAAUGCUGUCUCUUGGCUCUGAAUGCCUGGUGAGGCCUAGUAAGACAUCCCUAUUCCUAACUGCUAACAGCACCAUGGACUUCCUAAGGAUUUGUCUUCCAGGUCUGUCCUACUGUAGACCAUGAGUAGGUAAUGCACAGUGAGGACUAUUGGGAGCCAUGUCAGACGAGUCAAUCUCAGGGAGUGAUCCAGACUUGGACCCAGACUUGGAGCCGGAGGAUAUGGAAGAGGAGGAGGAGGAGGAGGAGGAGGAGGAGGAGGAGGAGGAGGAGGAGGAGGAGGCAAUGGAGGAGGGCAAUGAUGGGGAUGAUGAGGAAGACUUGCUUGAUGAGAAUGAUCAGUCCAGAGAAGGCAUGUAUGGCACUGAACAUACCCAGUCUGAGGAAGAUGGGGAAUGGCAGCACUCUACUUCAACUACCUCAUCUCAGAGCAAAAGGGCAGAGCGUCUUGGUCAGAACCAGCGCAAGAACCUGACCUCUGAGGACACCAAAAAAAAGAGGGCUCAGAAACCUUCCCAUAUGAGGAGGAACAUAAGAAAGCUGCUACGGGAAGAUCAAUUGGAGGCAGUCACCAAAGCAGCUCAACAGGAAGAGCUGGAAAGAAGAAAACGGCUGGAACAGCAGAGGAAGGACUAUCCUGCCCCGAUCCCCACUGUGCCACUGGAGUACCUCCCAGAGGAAAUUGUUUUACGAGCAGGUGAUGCUUCCCAGCUCCCCCCUCAGGUCUUAGCCCAAGAAGUGAUUUGUUUGGAUAGCACCAGCAGCGGCAGUGAGGAGGAGACAAAGGGAAUACUACAUGGCAUUAAAGAUGAAGUGAUCGAACUGAGUUCCGGAGAGGAUGAGACCCUUCAGAUUGUGGACAGUAGUGAUUCUGCUAAUGAAGGGGACGGUGAUGCCACCGAGGAGAGCAGUGGCUCCCACGUGAAUGAUGCCUUAAAUCAGUCAGAUGCUAUGGGGCAGGUCAUUGUCAACAUCAACCACCCACCUAAUGAGGAAAAUAUCUUCCUAGCCCCACAGUUGGCACGUGCAGUGAAACCUCAUCAGAUUGGUGGAAUCCGAUUCCUGUAUGACAAUUUGGUGGAGUCCCUGGAGAGAUUUAAAACCAGCAGUGGAUUUGGCUGUAUUCUGGCUCACAGCAUGGGUUUGGGAAAAACUCUACAGGUGAUCUCCUUCUUAGAUGUCCUCUUCCGACACACAGAAGCCAAGACUGUCCUCGCAAUUGUACCGGUGAACACUCUUCAGAACUGGCUGGCAGAGUUCAACAUGUGGCUGCCUGCCCCUGAAGCUCUACCUGCUGACCACAAACCUGAAGAGAUUCAGCCACGCUACUUUAAAGUCCACAUUUUGAAUGAUGAGCACAAGACGACGGCUGCUCGUGCUAAGGUGGUGACUGAUUGGGUGUCAGAGGGCGGGGUGCUGCUGAUGGGGUAUGAAAUGUACCGACUCCUCUCCCUGAAGAAAUCCUUUGCUACAGGUAGGAAGAAGAAAACCAAGAAACCUGCUUGUCCGGUAAUCAUCGACCUGGAUGAGGAGGACCGACAACAAGAGCUCAUGAAAGGCAUUGAGAAAGCCCUUUCCCGCCCUGGCCCUGAUGUGGUGAUUUGUGAUGAGGGGCACCGAAUCAAGAAUUGCCAUGCCAGUACAUCCCAGGCCCUAAAAAAUAUUCGGUCUCGCCGUCGGGUGGUGUUGACUGGGUACCCCCUCCAGAACAAUCUCAUUGAGUACUGGUGUAUGGUGGACUUUGUACGCCCUGAUUUCCUAGGCACUCGGCAGGAGUUCAGCAACAUGUUUGAGCGCCCCAUUCUCAAUGGGCAGUGUAUUGACAGCACCCCUCAGGAUGUUCGCCUCAUGCGAUACCGAAGCCAUGUUCUCCAUAGCCUCCUGGAAGGAUUUGUGCAGAGGCGAGGCCACAGUGUGCUGAAGAUACAGCUUCCAUACAAAGAAGAGCAUGUAAUCCUAGUGAGACUCUCCAAAAUCCAGCGGGCUUUGUACACAGAGUUCAUGAAUCGUUUCCGUGACGCUGGCAACAGUGGCUGGCUGGGGCUUAACCCUCUUAAGGCUUUCUGUGUGUGCUGCAAGAUCUGGAAUCAUCCUGAUGUGCUGCAUGAAGCCCUUCAGAAAGAGAACCUUGCCAAUGAGCAGGACUUGGAUGUAGAUGACCUCAGCACAGCUGGGACCAAUGCCCGCUGCCAGACCCAGGGAAUUAAAGUCAAAACCGAGGGCAGUACCUUGGCACCCUCAGGGGGAGAGGCAACAAACAGCAAAUUCCUACAGGGGGUAGGAGGCUUCAACCCCUUUCAAGAGCGAGCCAACCAGGUUGUCACUUAUGAAUGGGCCAAGGACAUCCUAUGUGAUUAUCAGACCGGAGUCUUGGAGAACUCACCCAAAAUGGUGCUGCUUUUCCACUUAAUUGAAGAAAGUGUGAAACUUGGGGACAAGAUCCUUGUAUUCAGUCAGAGCCUUUCCACCUUGUCUGUCAUCGAGGAGUUCCUGGCCAAGAGACUAAUGCCCUGCCUGCCUGGCUCAGAUGGGCAAGGAGAUCAGAACUGGGUCCGAAACCUCAGCUAUUACCGACUAGAUGGUAGCACCUCGGCUUCUGAAAGGGAACGUCUUAUCAACCAAUUUAAUGAUCCCAACAACAGUUCUGUGUGGCUCUUCCUCCUUUCUACACGAGCUGGAUGCUUGGGUGUGAAUCUGAUUGGUGCCAACCGAGUUGUGGUGUUUGAUGCCUCCUGGAACCCUUGUCAUGAUGCUCAGGCAGUGUGUCGUGUAUACCGCUAUGGGCAGAAGAAGCCUUGUCAUAUCUACCGACUAGUGUCUGACUACACUCUGGAGAAGAAAAUCUAUGACCGGCAGAUUUCCAAACAGGGAAUGUCAGAUCGGGUGGUGGAUGAUUUAAAUCCAGUGCUCAACUUCACCCGGAGGGAGGUAGAAAACCUAUUGCAUUUUGUAGAAGAGGAGCCAGACCCCACCCAGCUGGCACUGAACAUCAGUAAAAUCAAGGACUCUGUCUUACAACUUGCAUGUCUCAAGUACCCUCACCUCAUCACCAAGGAGCCUUUCCAGCACGAGUCGCUGCUCUUGGAUCGAAAGGAGCACAAGCUGACCAAGGCAGAGAAAAAAGCAGCAAAGAAAAGCUAUGAAGAAGAGAAGCGGGCGUCUGUCCCUUACACACGUCCAUCCUAUGCUCAGUAUUAUCCUGCCAGUGACCAGAGCCUGACCAGUAUCCCUGCCUUCAGCCAGAGAAACUGGAGACCAACCCUGAAAGGUGAUGACAAGCCUGUGGCCAGCGUCCGCCCUGUGCAGUCAACCCCCAUCCCUAUGAUGCCCCGGCAUGUCCCACUGGGCAGCUCAGUUUCUGCCUCAGCAUCCAACCCAGCAGUUAACUUCCCCAUCAACUACUUACAGCGUGCAGGGGUCCUCGUGCAGAAGAUUGUUACAACAACAGAUAUUGUCAUUCCUGGAACAAACAGCUCCACAGAUGUGCAGGCAAGAAUCAGUGCUGGGGAGAGCAUCCAUAUCAUCCGUGGAACAAAGGGGACAUAUAUCCGGACGAGUGAUGGGCGGAUUUUUGCCAUCAGGACAACUGGAAAACCAAAGGCUGAUGAUGAUCGCCGGACAGCUGCCUCAGGAUCCCAGGGUCCAUCUCUAGAGUCCACAAGCAAUGGCAGACAUAGUGCCUCAUCGCCCAAACCCCCCAACACAGAGGAGCUGGCCAGACCUAUUUCCCCUGACAGCCCUGAGAUCAUCAGUGAAUUGCAGCAGUAUGCAGAGGCUGCAGCUGCUCGAGAGACCCAUCACAUCUCGCCUAGCACCAACCCUGUCUCCUCUGGUCCCCCAACCCGGUCUACAGACAGUAACGCAGUCCCUGGGACAGCUCGAGGGCCUGAGCCUCGAUUAGGGAGCCAUUGCCUGGCCCUUUCCCUCCCGGCCACCAGCCAGCCCAGUGAUGGGCACCCAGUACUGGACUUACGGGGCAACAAACGCAAGUCGGCCUCACCAUCUGCCACAGAGGAGCCAGCCCGCCGGCCGCCCAAAAAGUGCCAGCUGCCAGCCCCCGUGCAGCCGUAUGAACACGGGUACCCAGUUUCCAGUGGAUUUGCCAUGCCACCAGUCUCUUUAAACCACAACCUCACCCAUCCCUUCACCCCCCAGGCGGGGAACUCCUUCUACAUGGGCACUGGCUCCUCCUAUUACCAGCUGCCCAAUCUGCUGGCAGACUCCCCUCUGGUAUUCCCAGUGACUACUGACCCCCUCCUGCCAGCUGGCCCAGUCAGCUCUUCUUCUGCUGCUACCUCAGCCACUGCCAGUGUCCCUUCCUUCAUGCUAAACCCCUCUGUGACGGGGAUGCUGCCUAGCUACUCACUUCCCUUCACACAGUCUCUCCUGCCCGAGCCCAGGAUGUUUGCACCCUUCCCCUCCACCAUUCUGCCCAGCAGCCUUGCCCGGGGCAUGUCAGUCUACCCAAGCUAUAUGUCCCCCCACUCGGGGUACCCAGCUGGCAGUCUUCUACGGUCCCAGGUGCCUCAUUUUGACUCCCACGAGGUCUCGGAGGUGGGGUGCAGCUCCAAUGAAGAUGAGGACAAAGACGAUGAUGUGAUAGAAAUCACAGGGAAAUAGCUGGGGAAUCCUUUCCACCUCACUCUGGCCCCCUCCCCCCACCUCAAUGGGCUUCCCAUUGGGAUUGGAAGGCAAAGAUUGGAGCUCUGAAGAUAGGGCCCAGAAAGGGAGAACAGUAGGCAAGACAGGGGCUGUCUGUCAUUCUUAAAUAUCACAGGUUCUGUACUGUUUAGCAAGGAAGGAGAAAAUCCAGACUGCCACAGUGGAGGGAGUUUUGAGGACUGGGGACCAGAGAUAGGAGAGCAUCCUGCCUUUCUCCCUGUCUCCUCAAUCUGUGCUGUCUGCCUGCCUGCCUGAAUGGGAGAGUCCAUGUGAAGAUUGGUUGUUCUGGCUUAAUUCUGGAAGCUUUCAUCCAGUUUCUGGCUUUUGGGAGUCCUCUCUCUUAAGAGAGCUGCCUUAUUGGGAGAUUUAGGUUACUCUGGGGAGGGCAGGGGGGCUGCGUGGAGAGGAAGGGCAAGGGGAAAAGGGAGGAUAGGCUGAGAUCCCAUUUGAAGUGGGGUUAGUUUCGGGGGAUGGAACAGGAAUUCAGCCAGGGGUGUGUGUGUGUGUGUGACAGAGACAGACAGACAGACAGCAUGGUAGGAGAGAAGGAAGGGUUCUGGGAUAGGGCUGGGGAGAACUUGAAAUUUUCCUUUCUUAAUUGAAAUAGAAAUGUAGUGGCUUCUUUCCAGCUUGAACAGUGAGUAAACAGAAGAGACUCAGCUCAGGGUUGGGAGAGUUGCCUUUUCACAAUUCCACCUAGAUAUGGGGUGACUGAGAAGACCUGGUUGACCCACUGUCUUGACAUGCAGAUUCUCAGUGCUGCAUUUGCUUUAGGAUUUGAAGAAAAAUACAAAGAUUAUACAUUGCCAGGUUGUUUCUCCUUGCCAUGUCUGUGUCUCUGGGCAGCUCUUGCUUUUCCUCUUGAAGGGAAGCUGUGUGUGUAUCCUGUGAGGGGGUGGGUGGUGGGGAGGGGAAGAUUCACUGCCAUGUGUGGAGAGCUUCUCGGUGGUGGGAUCAGUGGGAAUUCUUAAGAGUUUAUAAGACUAAAUCCCCAACUACCUGGCCUAGUGGUAUGUCUUUGUUCCCUCCUCCAUUAGAAAUCUCCAUGUUAAUUUAUUUCAUGAAGGCAAUUAUUUAUUAUCGGGGGUUUUCAUUUCUUUUUUCAUUUAUGUUAGGGGGAGGGAGUUGGGAGGGAAAGGGGUGGGAGAUAGGAAGCAAAUGGGGAUGGGGAAUUUUAAGGUCUCCUUGACCCUGGGUUGUCUGUGAGAAAUAUUAUAUGGACAGGGAAUCAGUCUUGGAUGGAAGGUAGAGGAUUUGACCAAAGUGUAGACUGUAGUUAGGACCAAUGCAUUUCUAGGUGGUGAUUUCCUAGGAUUAGUGCGGAGGCCAUGCAACUGGCUGCAAAGUGAGAAGGUAGGAAACAACUGUCCUGGUCUGGGGCCUCCCGUGUACUCCAUUCCUGUAAUGGGCUUAUGGCUUUGGAGCGCUGGCUGCCCUUUCAAUUCUUCAGAGCUUGUCCGCUGUUGACAGCAGAUUUGGAAGGAGGGGGACAUCAGCUUAGUUUCAGGAUAAGGAAUAUUCCCAACUUCUAAAGUACAUCCUGUGACGAAGGUGUUGAAUUUGGCUGUUUUCCAGUGCAAGGAGUUGUGUUAUCACCAUUCCUUCCCUCAUCUGAAUCCUGGGUUUGACUUCCAUUUUUAGAAGCAAAUUGGUCAUUCUGGGCUCCGCCUUUUCCUGAUGACAGUGUCUAGGAUAAGUAUAAACUUUAGGACUGGCAUUGGGUUUUUGAGUUACUAGGGUUUUGUAAACUGGCUGAGGUGAGGAUGAUCCAGACAAAAAGCCUUUGCCUGACAAGCUUUCGCAGGGUGACAGCUGUAGCUGAUGACCACGUCUCCUCAGGCUGGGAGGUUGCAGCAAGUUCUUUGAGUGGGCCAUUACUGUUUCUUCCCAGCCCUGUGAGGACAGCGUGACCAGAUUGACCCUAGGAGUAAGAUCUCUUGUGAAUUUUCUGUCCAAACACUGUUUCCAUUGUUCAGAGGACUAGGUAUGCUGAGUUAUUCCCAAGAAAGGGGACAAAGAGAAGAUGGAUGAUAGGGGUGUGUGCACAUGUACGAGUGCACAUGUACGUACUGUUGUCUAAAAAUGCCAAAAGUGGAACCUUAGAGCUUGCUUUCUCUCUGUUUUCAUAGGCAUUCUGUCAGACAUACCUAACUCUGCUACUCAUAGAAGCCUUAGAUCUACAGUUUAGCUAUGCAAAUUAUUUUUGAUUAAUUUAAGAAUAGCAGUUCAAACCAGUGUUUUCUCUUUCAGACACUUCCCAUGAGUUGACAGUAAAGGGGCUCCACUGGAGCAGGCUCAGGUUUAAACUGGCACAGAAGAAGGGAACUAAUCUGGACCCACUGGGUUCAUUCACUACCUGAUCUGUGCUGGUGGCUCCAAAGACCCAGUAACAGGAAGGGUCUUGAGUUAUAUGUUGGGAGGAGGGAGAUUGUGUCUUUCCUGUUGCCUCUUUGCAUGUCCACUGACACUGAUUGUAUCAUCACUUUGUCACUAGAGUUGGUGGGCAGGCUAGUGAGGUGGAACUGGCCCAGGGACCAGGAUCACAGAUCCCUCUGCAGGAUAGUACAGAUAGCACUCUGAUGCUGGUGAAUGGUGGAAGACCCCUUAGUGUUUGCCACGUCAUGGAGGGUUUCACAGGGUUGGCUGUAAUGAGGGCAUUUAUCUGCCUUCUUUCACAUGUGGUACCAGGGGUUACUUCUCACAGUCACAUACUCCUGCUCCAUCUCUGAAGGCCAAAGCUUUGGGAGGCUGGUCUUGCUGAAGAAGGCCUUCUUUGAUAAUUGCAGUUGUAGAUUUUGUGGGAAAGUGUGAUGGUUGGGGGAUCUGAGUUUCUGAGGGUUUUAUAAAUGAAUUUUAGAAAAACAAAACCCUGUCUUUACUGCUGCCUUUCUGUGUAUGUCUGUCAUGUAUAUUUGUGUACACACGUUUGUGUGGUUUAUGUACGUGAGGGAAGCAGAUGGUGUCAUGGAGGCUGUGAAAAUCCUAUUCUUGCCUGCCUUCACUAAGGGAGGGGCAAAUGGGAGUGGCUUUCACUAUCCAGAUUAUGUAUGGUAAAGAUGGAAUGAGGAGGAGGGUAGUGUAUCCAAGGUAAUUCUUGGGCUGAUGACAUCUGUGGGUUGGGGUUUUUUUUUUUUAAGCCUUUUAAACCAUAUACAUCUGUUUUAUUGUAGAUUUGCUGCUUAUAGAUUUUGCUCUUAGUCAUAAGGGCACAGUACAAUUAUGAUACAAGAACAGCUGUAGUGAAACUAACUUUGGAUUUGAACUACACUCUUCCAUUUUUUUAAAUGUCUUUGUGGUCUUAAAUUGGUGCAGAUGUUACCAACAUUUAUGGUUCAUGUAUAAGUUGGAAAAGGAAUAAACUGUGUCCCAGAGCAGUUCCAUCUAAUACAAAUAUACAUCUGAGACUGACUUAACUUGGCUUCUGUGCUCCUUCAACACAGGAGUACUGAUUCCAGUAACAUCCAAGCCAGAGACGACUCCCCAGCGGACACCACUUUCUAGCUAAAAAUUCAAGGUGAUUUCUGCACACCCCUAAUUCAUACCCACAUCCAUUAUCUCCUAAAAUCUCCCUCAUCCAGGAGCAUGGAUCAAGGAGACACUAGCCGUUUUAAAAGUCCAUUUUUGCUGCCUGGUUGAAAAAGUAAACCAAACUAGCAAUUUCUCUUGGUGGGAAUCUUUACUAGAUCUUACCCUAAAAGUAACAUUAGCAGAAUAGGGCCUUUCGGUCAUUGCCAAGAGCCCAUGUUCUCUUGUUUGAUCCUGUUUAUAUCCAAUGUAAGAUGCACUAUUUGAGCAUGAGGCAUCUUGUGUCUUUUAACUGAAUGUCCAAUAUGUACAUGACAUUCCUCUCUUCAUCUAAGAGAAGAACCCAUUCCUCACCUCUCAUGGCUAUGACCUCCCUAUACCCUACCAAUUUCUCGUAGUGAUUGAUAACACUCAGCUUCUCCCUUUGGUGUGCAUAGCCUUCCCUUCUCAUGCAAAGUCACACCCACCAAGACAACUGACCCCUCUCAGUCACCAGUGUGAAACACCCUGAAAACAGGUGUCUGACCCAAGCGAGUCUCUUCAGAGAUCGGAGGGAAAGCUCUCUGACUUGGCUGUGAUCUGCCCCUGGUGCAGACCCGAGGCUUUGGCCCUGGACCUAGGUCCAAGGGGGUUCUUUUGGAAGAUCGCCCUUCAUCUUUCUCCUCCAGCUCUCUCAGCUCUUUCUGCCUCAGGUGGUAGUGCUGGAUGUGCCUGCCCCAUUUCAUUACUCUGUCCUAGACCAUAGGGACAACUGAGUCUUAAAACUACUAAAUUCUUGGCCAAGCAGAUUGGAACUUCCCUACCCACCAUGAACCCUCAAACCAAAAUGAGGGCACUCAGCUACAAGAGAACACAGUAUCCACUGGCCUUGGCCCAGUGCCUUUGUGUACAUCUGCCUUUUUUUUUUAAAGAGGUCCUGUAAUUUAACGUGUCAGUUUAGGAAGGGGCAGAUCUUUAAGGGCCUUUAUAGCAAGCAGUUGAAGUGACAUGUUUUCUUUCCUGUGUCCUUCUAUAAGGAUGGUGUUUUGAGGGUAAAAGUAUAUUGCUAAGGACCUCAUACUGUGACAUAACCUAGGACUCAUUAGUAGCUGCAAGAGCAUAGCCUGACCUUGGGAGGUUGUUUCCAAUAUGUAUGUGUUCAUUAAACUGCACUUAGGAGGGUAAGAACAGCAUGGGGUGGGAGGUGGGGGGUAGGGAGACAUUAGAGGAACCGCCCCUCCACCCCCAACUGACUUUUUUUCCUAUAACUUGAAUUGAUGAGCACCAUCUACUGAGGGUGGGUGGGGUAGGAUUGAUCAGUGGACCAGGUUCAAGGGAGGUAGAGAGGAGAGUUGUACUGGACAACCACUAAAGCCACACUGCUGAUAGGGAUGGGGAGGCACUUGGGACCCAGUACCUGGCUUUGGUUUUCAGUUUUCUUUUCCUUUGGAUGCCAUCUGAGUCUGGGGUCCGCCUUUGGGGAUUGAAAAGAAGAGAUUCUGUAGCAGGGCCGGCUGGCCCGCACGAAUGAUCAUGUGCUUCCCUCUUCUCUCUGUAAGGCAGGAUGUCUCCUGUCCCAGAGACUGGACAACUGGUCGUUUCUAUGACGUAUUUAUUUUUACUUGUGUUUCAUGUCACUUUUUUUAAAAAAGCAAACAGAACAAUUGUACGUCAGUAUAACUGCCUAUCGGUUUUCUUUCUCUCUUUUUGUAAAAUAAAACUUAAAAUAAAAAAAAAGAGGCA